CUCGGGCACGGCGCACUCGGACCGUGCGCUCAACGGCUCGUCAGUCAAACCGCGUCGUACUCAUCGUGAUCGGCAUCAUGAAGUGUGUGCCGGUUCACUCGUUUUUCUCUUAGAACGACGCGAUAGUUGCACUUAUUUACAAACGAAAUGAUGACUGCGUGAAUGCGUUGUUUUUCUCCGUAAAGAUAUAAGCAGUGCUUGCGGCUGUUUGGUACGUCCGCAAUCGAACUACACCUGACAACGAAGCGCUCUGUCGUAAAACAUUUGGCACCUGCCAGUCGCCGAUUUCUUGUACUACCUGUGAGUGUUAUGGCCCCACCGUCCCCACCAAUGACAAGGCCAGCUGCUGAUGCUUCCCUGACAGAUAUGGCGGGGGAAGUCCUUACCAAUGGCAAUGCCUACGAAGAAAUUGCCCAGAUUGGUACAGGUGCCUUUGGCACUGUGUACAAGGCCCGAGACCGUCAAAAUGAAGGACGUUUUGUUGCCCUCAAGAAAGUGCGUGUAUCACUCAACGAGGAAGGCAUCCCCACUGGAACGCUGCGUGAAAUUGGCCUCCUCCGUCAGCUGGAUGCUGCGCAGCACCCAAAUGUGGUGCGUCUGCUGGACAUCUGCCAUGGCAACCGGCUGGAACGAGAGCUGGUGCUUUUUCUUGUCUUUGAGCACAUUGACCAGGACUUGGCUGGUUUCUUGGAGCGCUGCCCUGAACCAGGCCUUGAGCCUGAGCUCAUUGCCUGGCUUCUGAAGCAGCUGCUGACGGGAGUGGAGUUUCUGCACUCGCAUCGCAUUGUCCAUCGUGAUCUGAAGCCCCAGAAUGUGUUGGUGACUGCUCAGCGACAACUUAAGCUUGCUGACUUUGGCUUGGCUCGCCUCUAUGAGCGGGAAAUGUCACUGACGCCCGUGGUGGUCACGCUGUGGUACCGCCCACCUGAGGUUCUCCUUCAAGCAAAUUAUGGCUCACCAGUGGAUCUGUGGAGCUGCGGCUGCAUCUUGGCGGAAAUGGCACGCCGCAAGCCUCUUUUUGGUGGUCGUUCUGAGGCAGACCAGCUUACGCGUAUCUUAGAGAUCAUGGGACUUCCACCGGCAGAUGAGUGGCCAGCAGAUGCUGCUGUUUCAAGGCAGGCAUUCGCCAACUUCAGCACUUUUGGAACUUCUUUAGAGCAAGCAGUGCCACAACUUGAAGGUCCCUUCAUCGAUCUUCUGCAUCAGAUGCUGCGUUUCAGCCCCCACCGUCGCAUCACCGCAAAGGCUGCUCUGUCACACCCAUGCUUGGCAGGCGUUAAUGAAGUUGCCGUGUCCUGAUAUAAAAGUGCAUGGCAAACCCGUGCUUGAGAGACGUCUGCAGCAGCACAUGCACAGAGGCAAGGGAAAGGUGAUCUCCAAAUUCUUGUCACUAGAGCCGCCCUUCAGUUUGGGAAAUUAUUGCUCAAGUCUCUUUUGUGUCUACUUUUGUGGAUUUGACCUGGCAACCUCCCCUAGCUGCCACAGUUACAUUUAAUGAAUUUGGAUGCACCAUUUGUUUAGCCUUUUUAUUAUCUUCCUUUUAAUUAUAGAACACAAGCAAGCAGUGGCUUUAGAACAUUUGUGGUGCUUUUGGUAGCUGUGUAUCAUGGUUUUGUUACGGAACUGAACAUAUGUUUUUGGAUGUGUUCGGUAGAAAUGUGAAUGCUAAUUUCAUAACCGUGACAUGAAUAUAGUGAAUUUUUCUCUUCCCUAGUUCCAUUUCACUAGCAAUGAACUAGUAAAACGAAGAAAAUGAAGAGAAUCUCUUCACACUCUUUGUCACUCAGGCAAAUUCUGCAUGGCACACAGUGUGUAUUUGGGCUUCUGCAUGAGGGGGAUUCCUUUGUUUUAUUAACAUUUAUAAAAUGUGGUUUGUCUUCAUUAUAGCUCAGUUAAGGAUGCUAUACUGAAGAUCAUCAUGAACUAGCCACUUAAAUAAUUUCUUUACAUGUCAAGAUGGCACUUUAUUGCCUUUUUACCUGAGCCCUUACGCUUAUAUGUAGAGCAAAUUAGUUUCUCUAGAGGUUUCUGGAGACAACAUGAAAAGGUUGGCUAUGAGAAAGCAAACUUGCCAGCUGUCAGAAACACCUGGAGAUGCGAUGCCAGCUUCCAGGAUGUAUAAAGUGCCUUUCUCUUUAGGCUUUAAACCUUUACAUAUAUGAUUGACAUGCAAGAUUUCUGGCAGCGCAUGAGCGAGCCUUAUUUGGCCUUGCAGCUCAUUCACAAGACUGUCAGUGCACAGCAAGAGUUAAAGCGAUGAAAAUGGCCUAUACCAGCCACACGACAUAGAGUGUUUUAUGAGGGCUGGAUCUGAAGAUGUUGCGACUGUGUGCGUUGGACGAUGCCAUUUUUUAUCUGCAUAACCUACACAGCAUAAUUAAAUAUGACAGCAUUUUUGUUAUGUAGGCCAACUGUUAUUGUUAAGGCAACUUGAACCAGGCCACUGUCAGGGCUUGUUUUGUACAAGUGUUCCGAAAAUCGCUAGUGGGGUCUGUACUGUGUACAGUUGCCGUAUUACUAUAAUUAUUGAUUGCUUGCUGGCCAUUGGAAUGCAUUGUAUUCGCACAUAUAACAGUUGUCUUUUUCUGUAACUGCCACUCCAGGCAUGCACCUCAUUCUGUGUCUUGAGGCAAGUUACGAAUAUAAUGCAACAUGUUUUUUUUUUUUUUUAAGAGCACACAACCCUUGUUACCACACUCAUUGCCAAUCCAUGAUUUAACCCUCGGUCCUCAAUGUGCCAAAGAGCAGCAUAGCAAGGUGCCAGGUCCUUGCCUUUCUCACUGAGGGUAAAUAUAAGGGGUCAGUGGUGGCUGAAGCUCUAUCAGAUAUAGAUUAUUUCUUUCAGCAUUUUGUGUCUAUUUUGUGUCAGUCCCUCCCUGUAUUUUUAUGCAUCGGGAGGUCGUGUAAUCAUAAAUGUUUAAAAAUUAUCAUUUAGACCUCUAAAAGUCUGCCUCAGCUUUAGAUCUGCGAUCAUUUGAUGUUUGUACAGGUACCCUAUCUAAACUUGCAAGACAGGAAAUGAAGAUGAGAUGUUUCUUUUAUGUGUAAUUCACUUUCCAACUUGUAAACCCAUUUUGCAUAAUUCUAUUUUGUGUUUACCUUCACAGAAUCAUUUAUGGAGUUGUAAUUGAUAUCCAAGAAAGACAAUGGAGUGGGCUGUUGAUUGUUCCAAUGAUUUCUAUUACUCAUACUUAACCGGUGCUAUUCCUGUAUUGUUGCUGAGUGAGUGCGCCACUCGCUCUACUGUAUCUGAGUUACAUUGCAUCCUGCGCACUGUCAAGCAGGGCACAUUUUACAUGUUAUGAGUACGUUUUUAUAUCCGUGGAUUCAUUUCACUCCCACUGUCAUUGCUUUCAUAUCUUUUUUCUCGUAAUGGUGGUGCAGAUAUACAUAUGCGCUGGUCCUGGUGGUACCUCCAAUGCCAGUGCAAGCCCUCAUGUAAGCAUUUCUCGAGCAAAAAAAUGUGCUCCUGUUUGCCCAGUGAAAAUUGCUGUGUGUAAAGUGCAUCUUGAUUCUCUGCUCAUCAUCCUCACUUAUUUCUUGCUACUAAGUGAUUCAUGGCGGAUUUCAUUGGCAGGGUCAGCACAACUUUUUCUGCUCUUUUUGGAGCAAGUGCAUUUUAAUGGUAGAGUGAAGGCAGGAUCGCAUUUUCCAAUAAGUUAUUUGGAGCAGAUUUCAAUCCGUGACACAGUUGCAGCUGCUCCGCAAAAACCCACGGAGUGGAAUGAAAUUCUGUGUGCCUUAUUGCCUUCAUGCAUGCUUUUUCAGUUUUUUACUGCUUACUGAGCUUGGUGGUGCUGCAGUAGUUGUGGUUUUCUGUAGUAAUGGUGGAUGUCAUGGAUGACUCGUCCCAGCAGGCAUCAUUGCUUUUGCAGCUCAAUAGUGGCAGCCCUGAGUUGGAUCUCUAGAACUCUUAAGUGCAGUGAACUAUGGCAGGGAACAGUGUAAGUGGAUGACGACAAGCAGGGUAUCCUGAGUAACUCAUGAGUCUGGUAGAGCAUUCCGCUCCCACACUGUACUCUGGUGGCAUGGGUUUUGUUCCACUCAGGGAUUAGGAGGUGUUGCUCUUUGCAGAAAGAAUUGCUCACUCACAGAGUCAGUCAGCUUGAAUGGAAUUCACCAUUAGAACGUUGGACUUCACCAUUGGCAACGAAUUUAUGCCACACUCACCUUUUUCCUUCAUUGUCACAAUGCUCGUCUGCAGGCAUGCUACUGUUGCUGGGGGCUCACUGUGCAGGAAAUGGAGUGCUAGCAUAGGUACUAGCAAGAGGUCAAUGACUCGUUUCCUGGCUCACUACGCAGGAAAGUAAUUAGGUGACACCUCACUGGUCACCUGAUGACCAGUGAGGGGUUUUUGCAAGGACUAGGCUGAAAUUUGAGCUGCCAUUCUUCGCAUGGCAGAUCCGCAGGUACUGAUGACCACUAUGUUGGUUGCACUUGUGAUAGGCUUUAAAGAGUGUGCAAAUAAUCUUUGGAGCCAGUCACAAAGGCGAUUUGACAGCUAUGAAUUUGCUAUUCAGAUCUACAGUAGCACCCGUGAUGGGUCCGAGAACUUUACAGUUAACAGAACAUUACUGCCAACUGUACCUCAGGUGUGUUACUGCCUACUAAAGGUAGCACCAGUUGAUCAUGAUAUCCAUCAAUGAAUUGGUGCUGUCCUUUAUUUUGUUGUCAUUUAAUGCAGAUUGUGCAUAAUAUUCCUUUUAUGUCAGCUCAGCUCUGAAACCAGGGUGCCUAGCAUUUGCAGCCAUUCUGGCUGCUGACAUACUUCCUGUGCUGAAGUAUACUAUAUUCGUUCUUGUCGUACAAGGAAGUGUGCAUUUGCAGAGGAUAUUUUCAGAUGUGCCAUACUCAUCUAAUACUUGUGCCUUAUGGUAUGCUUGCAUGUUUGCAAUGAGCAUGUGCGUUUUUUAGUUAUCUUGGAUACAGCAUAUCAAAACAUUGCUAUAUCAGAUAAUUUUUUACUAUUGUAUACAUAUCACCGCUUUUGGUGUAUCGGAUAUGCUGACAGGGUGAGCAGCUCAUGUGAUGACACAUUUCAAUGGUGCCUUCAACCAGAUGUGACUUUUGACAGAAUAAAAGCGUCCUAACAUAACAAGUCCUGUGAAGGCCUUGUUAUGGGGAAUGAAGUGGA
This is a messenger RNA of Dermacentor albipictus, 5134 nucleotides long. RefSeq names its product cyclin-dependent kinase 4-like. Gene Ontology annotation, biological process: signal transduction; G1/S transition of mitotic cell cycle; regulation of gene expression. Lineage: Eukaryota; Metazoa; Arthropoda; Arachnida; Ixodida; Ixodidae. Gene Ontology annotation, molecular function: cyclin-dependent protein serine/threonine kinase activity; ATP binding; cyclin binding. The record is from RefSeq and is a predicted model, not a curated record. Gene Ontology annotation, cellular component: cytoplasm; cyclin-dependent protein kinase holoenzyme complex; nucleus.